AUCCCUGACAGUCCUAGAUGUAAUGGCAAUGGAAGCCUGGUGUGUGGUAACUGUGAGUGUGAUGAAGGCUGGUUAGUAUUAAAUAAUAUUACUUGUCUAUUAAAUUUGUAUUCUCAUUCCUGAUUGGUCAACAUCUCCGAUUGAUUGUCAGUAUCCGGUAGUACAUUGUCAUGUAUUGCAGCUGGUGAUGUAAUCGGGGUGCAAUAAUAAACAAUUAUAAAAUUCCUUUUAAAAACACGGGCGCUGAUUGGUCAAAAGCUAAAAAAAACCGUGUUUCUAUAAUUCGAUAGAAACACGGGGAAUUUUCACGCGGGUUGCGUGGAUUGCGCGAGAAAGAAUCGUCACAAAAAAGGCUUGCAACGCUUUGAUAACUUAUAGAAAGCGAAGACCUAAAGCACAAAGUAGAAUACAGCAUACGUUGUAUCUGUUUGGCUGUUUACCAAGGUAAGUUAUUUUAAUUUUACUUUGUCUUUUUAAAAAAUAUUUCCUGGCGACCUUUUUAAUCAUGUUUAUUAUCGUUUUUAAUCGUUUUUAAUCAUGUUUAAACGUUUACUACCUAACUAUUUAAAACAGUGCUUUCUUGCGAGCAUGUACGUUGUUGAGUGAAUUAUAUACUUUAUAGUAAAGUAAGCCAGUUAAGUGUUGUCUGUUGUUUUGACAGCGAUAUACUUGUUUACUUGGCUAUGCUUUUUAUUUUUUACACGAACAUAUCAAUAUUAUGAAAAACAAUUGUUUCAAUUUCGAGCGUGAUGGGAUAAUCCUAGAUCAGUCCGAAUUAGCCAACAGCCUAAACGAGUUUUACGCAUCAGUAUAAAUAAUGACAUUCCAACACUCGACGUAACAAAACUUCCCCCUUCCUCCCAGCCACCGAACCUGCCCCGAGGCUUGAACCGUAUCAAGUAUGUAAGAAGUUAUCAACAAUCAAACCUUUCAAGUCCAGCGGCCCGGACAAUAUUCCUUGCCGAAUCUUACCCUUGAUUUCGCUUACGAACUUUCCGAGCCUGUUACAAUUACUUUUAACGCAUCACUCGCAUCUGGAUCUGCCCCUAAAAUCUGGAAGGAUUCAGAUAUUAUCCCUAUCCCUAAGAAACAACAGCCUACUUGCGAAGAAGAGCCAAGACCUAUUUCACUGACAUCUUGUCUAUGUAAAGUCCUAGAAGACUUUGUAGUCUCCUGGAUGAUAACCGCGAUAUGGAAGACAGAAUUGACCCAAGACAAUUUGGAUGUCUGAAGGGAACAUCGACGACUUACUGUCUUUUGGACAUGAUUCAAACUUGGUUGUCCUUCUUAGAUGGUCACGGAAGACACCUACGGAUAUGUUUCCUCGAUUUUGCAAAGGCUUUUGACCGUAUUGGUCAUAAUAUGGUAAUAUCCAAACUAUUGGAUCUAAGUGUUCGACGAUCCUUGGUACCAUGGAUAAUUAACUUUCUUUCACAGAUUUAAAUUAGGAGAUAUAAUCUUGGAUUGGUUACCAAUGAAAGCUGGCGUCCCACAGGGGACAAAGCUUGGUCCAAUUUUGUUUUUGGUAAUGAUAAAUAAUCUCAAUCCCAGAUCCAGCGGAACAGAUAUUUGGAAAUAUGUUGACGAUGUAUAACCUCGGAGGGACUGGCAAAGACCAGCAAUUCUAAUGUGCAAUCUAAUCUUGACUCAAUCUGUUCUUGGUCCCUACAUAACUAUAUGAAACUUAACGUUAAAAAAUGUAAAGAAUUACGCAUUUGUUUCCAGAAAGAUAAACCUGAACUAUUGCCAUUAUUGAUAGAUGAACAAGCACUUGAAACCGUUCAGUCUCACAAAGUUCUUGGUCUUAUUAUUCAGAACAAUCUAAAAUUGAACGAACACAUUGACUCAGUCGUUUCCAAAGCAUCUAAACGGUUGUACAUUAUUCGCACUUUACGCCGAAGUGGCGUCCCUGCUGAAGAUUUACUUGAGAUCUAUUUCGCGAUCAUAUUACGCUCAGUGCUAGAGUAUUGUACUAUUGUUGUGUUGUUUGGCAUAAUACUUUACCUUCGUAUCUUGCUAACCAGUUAGAACGAGUCCAGAAACGCGCACUUAGAAUUACAUUACCAGAAUACACCUAUAGUGAAGCCCUAACAUUUCUGAAAUGCGCCCGGCUAGACGAGAGACGAGAAAAACUUUGUCUUAAAACCUUGAAAAAUAUACCACAAGGAAGUCCUUUAUUUGGUCACAUUCCUGCACCGAGAGACACCUGUUACGAUUACAACCUAAGAAAUUCUAAUGCAUUAACUACGAUCAAUUGCAGAACAGAACGGUACCGCCGCAGCUUCUUUCCGAGCACUGUGGCUAUUUUUAAUGACAGUAGCAACAUUUAAAUACAGAUUUUAUAUAAGUACAAAGUAAAUUUUUAAUAUAUUUUAACUCUGUAAUCCUUAUUAUUGUUAAUAUAGUAAUUAAAUACUUAGUUGUAAAUUCACCGCAAUUCAAAUUUAUGCGAUGGUGAAUAUUCUUAAACAUGAAUAAUAAUAAUAAAAAAAUAAUUAAAUUUAUUCAUUUACACGAACAUAUGAAUGUAAUUAAAAUCAAUAAAUUUAUCUUUUUUUAUUGUUUUUAAAAGGCUAUUUAAUAAAGGAAAUAGAAAAAGAAACACUUGUGCCUGUUGUGGAAGUUUGGGAGAAACUUGAAAUUGCGUGGAAACACUCGCACUUCGUGCUCGUGUUCCCGCGCAAUUACUCGUUUCUCCCAAACUUCCACUUGUGUUUCUAUAACUUUAUAGAAACACGGAAAAUGUUUUCUAUUUCCUAAUUAUUGAAUGAGGUUGAGUAUGAUAUCGAGAAUUAUCAAGACCGAGGUUUUAUCCACCAAAGCCGAAGGCUGAGGCCAUGCAAGUGUCUUAAAUCCCUAAUUUUCUGGUGUUUUUUCUGGGUUUUUUCGUCGUCGACGAGAAAUCGAGUUUGCGUUAGCGCAUCGCAGGCUCAGUUUCCAGUGUUCCAGUUUACUAUACAGAUCAGUUUUCAAGAUGGCGGCCAUUCAAUGAAUGUGACUAUUUCAGUCUCACACAAUUUCUCUGAUUUGACAACGAAUUUUACUGCGUUUUUCUGUGGAUUUUGUAUUUAUCCUACUCUGCACUUUCUUGGAAGUUGACUUGGUGUUUUUUUUCGUGCAACGUCUCUGGAAAUGCGAUGUCUGGAUCGCUGAGUUUCCUGGAUUUCGAGAUGGAAUAUUAUCGAAUUUUAUACGUAAUACCAGGGGUGGAUCCAGCAAGGUCUUUCUAGGGGGUGUGUGUGCUGGGUGAGCAGCCGAGUGUUUCUUUAUAAUUCUUUAGGGGGUGGUGGGAAAGCAUUCAAAUGAAUUGGCUUCCUAACGACUUGAGCGCCGAAGGCGCAAGCUCCGUAGGGGGAUGUAUGACUUCAAAAAAGGAAAAACCUUGGAAAUUGUGCCAUAUUUCUGAAUUUGAUUUUUUUGCAGCCCCUUGCACCCCUGUUGACCAAGGCCAACAGGCGUGCGCACCCCUGUGCACCCCCCUAUAGAUCCACCCCUGCGUAAUACGGACUUACUGAAUGUAAACAAUGUUGUCUGCGUUAGUGUGUCGCAUGCUCAGAGACCAUGUGCAUUUAUGGAUAACGCCGGUUUGUAUUUGUGAGUAAUACUUGUGUUUCAUUGGACAUUACGAAAACAUUUCGUCAGCAUAACUUUGCUAAACUAAUAAUUUUGCUUCUCCCACCCACUCAUGUAUCGAUCAGCCUUUCAUUCCUUGUUCAUUACACCAUAGCACGUAUGUCGUCAUUUUCAGACCAGUGUGAGCGCCUGAACAGGCGUCUUGUUAUAUAUUCAAAAGCUAGAAAGAAAGCAAAGUAAUUUUGUUAACGCUUUUAAAAACAUGGAAUUUUCGCGCGCUUUUUAGCAAACAAUGGACCGCGCCGGGGCUUGGUAACCACCGAACUUCGGUCACCAGCUGAAAUAACGCGACGGCUUCAAGAAUUAUCCGACGCGUUUUAACCAAUCACUAACGAGAAUAGACUUUGAAUAUAUAAUAAAAUAUCUAAUAAAAAUAAUAUAAUAAAAAUAUUAUCACAAAAAUAAUGCACGCUGUGGAUCCCAAGCCCCAGCGUGGUUGGCAGCUAGGAAAAAGCCACGAAACAAUGCAAAACGUCUUCGAUGAGUAUUUAUUAUUUCUCUUUGAAUGUUCUUUUUGCCUAUUUCCCACAGGUUGCCAGUCUCGGAUUUCUUGUCUGUUCUUUUCAAUAAUUAAUCGAACAAUUAUUGGAUUCAGGUUACGCAUGAUAUGAAAAGUUAUUCAGAUCUGGAUCAAUAUGAUACACCUCAGAUCCCUUUGGCAAAUAACAAUGACUUCGAUCUGUAUGCACUGUAAAUUCAAAAGAGUCAAAAGGCUGUUUCUGAGGGUCAUAUUUUAGACUUUUAGGUCGUUUUGAUUCUAUUGAAUUUACCGUGUAUGACCCUCGAUAUCGUGCUCAUUCUGCAGCCUUAUCCAAUAAAAUUAGUAAUUUUACUUUUACUUUUACUAGACAAAAGUUUCAACCACAGUGUUUUAGAGUGUGUUUCUCUCCGUAGGUCUGGCGAAUUUUGUCAAUGCGAUGCUCAACGAUUUUCAAAUAUCAACUCAGAUAAAUGCAAAAAUUCGAAUGAAACUGGCGCCCUCACUUGUAGUGGGAAUGGUGAAUGCGAUUGCGGUGUGUGCCAGUGUAAUUUAAUUCCGGUAAGUUACAGUGGAACCUUUCUUUACGAACAUUCUGUACAAUAAAUACCUUCAUACAUACAAGGGAUUGGAGGCUCCACGGUACUUUUAUUGCAAAGCCUUUUACACACAUGAAAAGUGAUAGAGUGAUGUAGUUAUUGCAGCCGCGUUCUCUGCACUGUGCAGCGUAAUAUAGUCAACCUUGCAACCAGCGCAGAAUCCCAGAAUCCCUGGAACUGCUGUAGUAGACUAAAAUAACUCAGUAGUCAAGAGCAGCGCGCUAACCUCAUCUGCCAACUAUACUUCUCAAUCAGUAAUUUAUGUAAUAUCAUUCUUGUGAUCUUGUUGUAGGAUAAAACGGAGAAAUACUAUGGGCAAUUCUGUCAAUGUAGUAACUUCAAUUGUGAACUGUUUGAUACCAAACUGUGCGGUGGACGUAAGUGA
Messenger RNA from Paramuricea clavata, 5095 nucleotides. The record is from the annotation of a GenBank genome assembly. Lineage: Eukaryota; Metazoa; Cnidaria; Anthozoa; Malacalcyonacea; Plexauridae.